Anthonomus grandis grandis is the source of this 886-nucleotide messenger RNA. RefSeq lists its product as uncharacterized. Gene Ontology annotation, molecular function: nucleic acid binding; tRNA-intron lyase activity. The record is from RefSeq and is a predicted model, not a curated record. Lineage: Eukaryota; Metazoa; Arthropoda; Insecta; Coleoptera; Curculionidae. Gene Ontology annotation, cellular component: tRNA-intron endonuclease complex. Bases 113 to 886 code for a protein of 257 amino acids. The transcript has a single exon. Gene Ontology annotation, biological process: tRNA-type intron splice site recognition and cleavage; tRNA splicing, via endonucleolytic cleavage and ligation.
CAUAACCUUAUUAUUGUGCAUUUACAAUUUACUUUAUAAAAACGAAUACCUAACUUAAAAUAUUUGGGACUAAAACUUACUCAUUUCCCGCUAAUUAAGAAUAAGUAAAGCCAUGAUUAAGUUAACACUCUUGAAAGACCAUAUAUUGGUGUAUGACGUAGAAGACUGGAUAUCUUUACGAAAAAAACACCGUAUUGUGGGUAAUAUUAUUGGAAAUACCCAGUUCAUACCUUCCUUACCUACUAAACUACUACCAGAAGAAGCUCUAUUGUUACUUAACAAAAAUCUUGCGGCGUUAUAUGAGUAUGAAGACGUCUCUGAACCAAGUACAGACCAGAGCUUACAGGCCAAAUUUGAAGAGACUGUGCUAUAUGUCCAACAAGAGGAGUAUAAAGAACAUAGAAAAUUGCAGAUAGGUUCUAUAAUAGAUACAAUUUUUGAGAAAAAGAGGGCAGCAGGUGAUAAAAGAACUAAAGAUGAAAUGCUUAAAAAUAUGGUCGAUAGCUCCUCGAGUAUAAAUAAAAACAACAUGUUAUGGCCUAUAUUUCUAAAAGACAAUACAAGUGUUUCAAAACUGAUCUCUAAAGAGACAAUAUUACCAUUAACAACACCUUUAAGAACAGCUGUGUUUCAAGACUUAUGGGAAAAAGGUUAUUUUAUAACAAAUGGUGAAAAGUUUGGUGGUGACUUCUUAGUUUACUUCGGAGAUCCUGUAGUACAUCAUGCUAUAUUUAUUGUAAGAUGUAUUGAACUUGAAACCACUUUUUUACCAAAAGAACUAGUCGCUUUUGGAAGGCUGGGAGUGUCAGUUAAAAAGCGAGCAGUCUUUGCCUCGAUUAAAAACAGCAACAUUAGUUAUAUAACAUUAAAUUGGAUAGACGCAUAA